Messenger RNA from Henningerozyma blattae CBS 6284, 1962 nucleotides. RefSeq names its product alpha-1,2-mannosyltransferase MNN2 (gene MNN2). Gene Ontology annotation, biological process: mannan biosynthetic process. The transcript has a single exon. Gene Ontology annotation, cellular component: Golgi apparatus. Gene Ontology annotation, molecular function: alpha-1,2-mannosyltransferase activity. The record is from RefSeq and is a predicted model, not a curated record. Bases 1 to 1962 code for a protein of 653 amino acids. Lineage: Eukaryota; Fungi; Ascomycota; Saccharomycetes; Saccharomycetales; Saccharomycetaceae.
AUGAUUCUCACAAGAAGAUUUUUCAAGCUGCUGAAACUUAUCUCUGCAGUAAUUGUUCUUACUGGUUUAUUCAUUGCAACUAAUAAUUAUUUGGAUGAUGCUGUUUCUGUUUCAGUAUCUGAUUAUACACAACGUUUACAAAGUUAUAUUAAUCUAUCACCGGAAAUAGUAAAUUCUAAUAAUGAAAAACCCCCAUUAACGGCAGAGAUCAUAUCUGAGGAUUCUUCGAAUGUUAAUCAUAUGGCUACUGUAACAUCUACUGCAAACAAUAACAAUAAUAUUAAUUCGAAUUCCAAGCUUUCCAAUCCUAAAUCCAAUUCAGGAUCUAGUUCUUCCAAAUCUAAUAUCAAAACACAAGAAGAUGAUGAAGCCACUAGAAAACAAAAAGUUUAUAAAUUUUAUCAAGAUAUCUUUAAUAUUUUAAAAAAUACCACUAUUCCAGGCAAAAGUGAUCGAGUUUAUAAAUUAGAAUGUCAAUUGAAAGGAGAUGUUGGUACUAGACCAGAUAAUUAUAAAGAAUGGUAUAAAUUGACUAGUAAAGAAUUAUCCAAUUGUUUAGAAGUUCCAUAUGAAACUGCCAAGAUGUUACAAGAAAGUCAUGCUGAUUAUGUUGAUAAGAUUGGUUCUUUAGUAUUACCAAAAGUCGCAUAUGGCGGUAAAGGUAUUGUUACUGUUGGUGGUGGUAAAUUUUCAGUAUUGGCAUUUUUAAUUAUUAGAACUUUAAGAAAUUUAGGUACAUCAUUACCAGUAGAAGUUUUCAUUCCACCAAGUGAUGAAGGUGAAACUGAUUUUUGUAACAACGUUUUACCACAAUAUAAUGCUAAAUGUAUUUAUAUGACUGAUAUUUUACCCAAGGAAUUUGUCGAUGAAUUUGAAUUUAAAGGUUAUCAAUUUAAAUCUUUGGCAAUGAUUGCAUCAAGUUUUGAUGAUUUAUUGAUGCUUGAUGCUGAUAAUUUCCCUAUUAAAGAUUUGGAUAAUAUUUUCGAACAAGAACCAUAUACUUCCACUGGAUUAGUGAUGUGGCCUGAUUUCUGGAGACGUACUACAAACCCAGUAUAUUAUUCUAUUGCUGAUGUUCCUGUUAAUGAAAAAAAGAGAGUUCGUAAUACAUUUGAUGAUUUAACUCCAGUAGAGAUUUAUACCGAAGAUAUCAGUGAUUUAUCAGAUGUCCCCUUCCAUGAUCUAGAAGGUACUUUACCAGAUGUCUCUACUGAAUCCGGUCAACUAAUGAUUAAUAAAGAAAAGCAUAUUGCUACAGUGUUAUUAGCUUUGUAUUAUAAUUUCAAUGGUCCAACUUGGUAUUAUCCAAUCUUUUCUCAAAAAGCUGCUGGUGAAGGUGAUAAAGAAACUUUCAUUGCAGCAGCAAACUUCUAUGGCUUAAGUUAUUAUCAAGUUAGAACCUCAGUAGGUGUUGAUGGUUAUCAUCAAAGUGACGAUAAGGGAUUCCGUGGUGUAGCCAUGUUACAACAUGAUUUUGUUCAAGAUUAUGAAAGAUAUGAAAGAGCAAGAAAUGAAAUAGAUAUCAAAUAUGGUGGUGCAAAGAAAGUUAUGAAAUAUGAUUAUAAUUAUUCGCCAGAUGAUUUUUAUAAGACUUAUUUUGAUAGUGGAGAUGAUUCCAAUGUUAAUCAACCUAUUAAAGAAGUAGAUAUCAUGUUUGUUCAUUCCAAUUUACCAAAAUUCGAUCCAUUCACAUUAUGGGAUGAAAAUGAUUUAACUUUAGACGGAUCUCAUUUCAGAUCAUAUCUGAAAUUACCACAUUUGACUCACUACGAUUUAGAAUAUGAAAAUUUCAAAAUCUUCCAUCAAAGUUUAUGUGUAUUGAAAAACCAAUUCAAAUAUUUGGAAGAUAAAUUCCAAGGUAAAGAAUCUAAUAGGGAAUCCAUGUGUAAUUAUAUCAUGGAUAGAUUGAAAUAUUUGACAGACACCCAUGAAAUGGCAUUAAAGGGUCCAAUAUCAGCUUAA